CUCUGUCUCCAAACUCGUUCAACUUCCCUGACGCGACACCUUCGUGAGAAAUCAAAUCAACAUGUCCCAUUACCAGGAGCUUCUCAAAUGUUCAACGCCCUCUACUCCAGAACUCUCGACCUCGUCGGAGACUACGCAGGCGAUGAGCUGUUCAUCAUCGAAGGCGAUUCCCUUCUACUACACUGCCUCUCAGAGGAUCAACUUGACUUCUCUCCCGGCUUCCAACUUCUCCAUGCGACAUACCUGGUUGAGAGAUUUCUCGCACAGCUCUAUCAACGAAAAUGCAACUUCCACAUUGUUUUCUUCGCCCAGCAUGCUGAAGCCUGCGUGCCUCCUCAUGCAGCUGCAGAUGACAAAUCGAAGUACUUGCUGGCCCGUGAAGCUAUCUUACAGCAUCUGACCGAGCAUUUGCCUCGAGUGGCUUCAUCUAUCCAGGUGCGGUCGUUUGAUGCGUAUGAGUGUUCGGACUUCCGCGGUUAUCUUUCUUCGGUCGGGGCUUACUUUUUGAUGUGCCACGACGGAGCUUUUUCGGGACUUCAGCCCCUCAAGGACGAAAGCAGUGAGGACGAGGACGAGGAUGAGGGUGAAGAAUACUAUGUCUCACCGGGUGAGCCGAUCGUCGAUGUUGCUUCGCCAAUCCGGCAUACCAGCAUUUUACUCCGGAAGAUGAUUCUUUGGUUUGUCUCGAACGGGUACAACAUAGCGCUUAUCAGCAUGCUUGAGUGUCGUGAUACAAAGGUCAUGGCAACGAUUUUGGAGGGAUCGGCGCGCGCCGCAAGACAAGUUUACAGCACUGUUGAGGAUGAACCUCUGGAUGUUAGGCAUCCUUCGGCGGCAUACACCCGUCAAUCCGAAAACCUCGUCACUGCCGGAAAUAUCAGCCCUGCAUCAUCAAUUUUAAAAAUUCCAUCUGACAAUCCGUCGUCCAAAAGUCCCAAGCUUUACGCCGUUCUGGAUGAGGUCUCGGAUGCUCUUGUGGGUAUCCUGAAGGAAACCGACCUUCAUUUGAGUCAGCGAGAGCUAGCUGUGGCGCUUACAAUAAGCGCCAUGUUAAAGUCUACGCGUUCUAGUGGCGAUGACAUUAUUCCAACUCGAGCGAUGAUACUGCAUAUCGCCAUGAUAUCUGAGUGCCGAAUUGAUAAGAGAUCUACCAGCACUACGAGCUCGUCGCGUGGACUUUUGUUUCUUCGACGCUUUGUGAAAAUACUAUUCCAAACCAUGAGAUCACCGUCGUGGCAACGCCUUAUUCGCAGCAAGUCAACUGUCUGCGAUGUAGCUGACAUGCUGGAUGGAAGGCUUUUUCUGCAGACAUUUGACUUCCUGGCACAUUGCAAUGAACCUUCCAACAUCAGUGCGUCUGUCGUCGGCCGAUGUGAUGAACUAGCUUCUCUUGUAAAGCGCAUUUGUGAUGUCAACCUUAAGUACGAGCUCCCCGUCGACGCUCUCAGUCCUGACAACAGAAGCCAAGAGAGCUCGCUUUGGAGCGAUAACGGAGUUGCGAGCCAGAGCCUAUCUCUCAAAAAUAUCACAGGCAACUUGGAUGACCUAUCCACUGUUCUCCCUUUCAGCAACCCCAUCAUGAACCCCCAUUUGGACCCAAUAUCUCUUGCAGUUGACAAAUCUUCCGAAAGCGAACUGGAUUCAGGCACGCCAAGAACUUUCCAGGAGUUGAGUCACUGGCACAACCACAAAAGGCCCCUGGACAAUAAGACUAAGGCUCCAAUGUCGGCAAGACAACUUGCUUUUAUGUAUCGUCGCGACCAAUGGUUUAUGGCCGAGAUCAGAAACUAUGCGGAAAGCCUCACAAACCCCACAGGCGGGAUACUGCAGCCGGAGUCCGUCUUUCUCAAAACCAUGCAGGCGAGGAAUGAGAACCCUUCCAAAAACACAUCCGCACACUUGUCUCAGAAGCAGGCAUCAAUCAAGAAGGUCUCUACACAGCGACUGGGCAAAUCCAAAUCAGGAGGGCCAGCUUCUAGAGCCCAGGCUGAAGCCUACCACCAAACAAAACAGGCUAAGACCCAUGAGAAAUACUUCAAUGCUUGGAAAUCCAGCCUCGCUACAUUUGAGAAGGAAUCCAAUUACACCAAGCGCUACCUGAAAGUAACCCUGUACCUGAAAAGCCUGUCCAUGGAAAAGCGAAAGGUCGUCGAACCCGAGGUUCUGACUUACAUCAUUCACAUCCUAGUCAAUCUGUGGAUAGGUGAAUGUAACGCAAACCGGAAAGCCAAUUCGCUGCAUAUUGUGGCGCUCAUCUGGCAUACCGUUCUUCAAAUCCGAAACAGGCAAGAUGUCACUGAAAUCAUCGCAAAAUGUGUCAACGAUACCAUCAAGGCGUUGCGUCUUCCAGCCAUCGAUGUUCAAUCCGAUUUUCAACGGUCCCUUUCUUUCUCAUUUGUGUCCCUCUCUUCUCAAAAACGGAAUUUGAGCAUUGGAAUAUCCCCGACUGAGUUCCAGCUAACUCAUGCCGGCCCAUACCUGGACCGCAGUAUGGGUUCUGCGCCUGACCCUCGUGUUCACGAGUUUGAGCCGGAUCAGUGGCAACGAGAGAUCCUUGAUCAGAUCGACGCGAGAAAGAGCCUGUUUGUGGUGGCCCCGACUAGUGCAGGAAAGACUUUCAUAUCGUUUUAUGCAAUGAAGCAGGUUCUCGAGGAGAGUGACGAGGGAGUCCUAGUUUACGUCGCUCCCACCAAAGCUCUUGUCAACCAAAUUGCUGCCGAGGUUCAGGCGAGAUUCUCAAAAACGUUUUCUCACGGGGCAGGAAAAUCUGUCUGGGCAAUUCAUACUCGUGAUUACCGGAUCAACAACUGUACAGGUUGCCAGAUCCUGAUUACUGUGCCGCAUAUUCUUCAGAUUAUGCUGCUUUCGCCAUCGAAUGCAAAGACAUGGUCAUCGCGGGUAAAACGUAUCAUCUUCGAUGAAAUCCACUCUAUUGGCCAAGCAGACGAUGGUGUCGUCUGGGAACAAUUACUCCUUCUCGCUCCUUGCCCGAUCAUUGCAUUAUCUGCAACCGUUGGCAACCCGCAGGCUUUCAGUAAUUGGUUAAGUCUCACUCAAAAGGCAAACGAAAACGAACUCAAGAUGAUUGAACACAAAACUCGCUAUUCGGAUUUGAGAAAAUACGUCUACAACCCGCCCUCUGAAUUUCUUUUCAAUGGCCUAUCUGCGCCCACCCACCUGGCCUCGCUCGGCCUUGAUGAUAGCCCGCAUAUGAUUUUCAUGCACCCAGUCGCAAGUUUGAUCGAUCGGUCGAGAGGAAUGCCCGAUGACUUGACGCUGGAGCCACGGGACUGCUUGGCGUUGUGGAAUAGUAUGGAGAAGCACAAGACAGAAGACUUUCCACUUGAUGACGCUCUUCGUCCCUCAGUUGCUUUGCCGAACUUUGCAGCAAAAGCUGAUGUCAUUCGGUGGGAAGCAAGUCUCAAAGCAACACUGACUAGCUGGAUGAAAGAUUCUGAAUCGCCUUUCGACAGAGUUCUUAAUGAGCUUUCAAUAAAUCUACACAACAGCAUUCGGUCGCCGCUCCAGAAAUCCUCUACCAAAACCCAAGACUCAGGCACCGCUCGUACAGUGAGGGCCAGUAGCCUCCUCGAUAGCACUCUUCCACUCAUCUGCUCUUUACAUGAUCAAGGCGCCCUUCCGGCGAUCUUUUUCAACUACGACCGGAGCUGGUGCGAGAAAUUGUGCAAGCACAUUCUUACCGAGCUCCAGGAAGCAGAAGAAUGCUGGAAAGCUUCCAGCCCUGUGUGGGAAAAGUGGAUCGCGGGCUGGGAGGCAUGGAAGAAGACUGAGGAGAAACGCGCCAAAGUGAAACCGCCAAAAGGAAAGCAGUCUAGUAAUGAUGAAGAGGGACGCUUGUCGCGAACUGAGAGGAUGCAGGAAUCUGCGUCAGUGGAAUCAAGCCCAUAUGAUUCGUUCGACCCUGAUGAGCCACUUUCCGGAUUUCAUUUGGCAGAUAUGAAGUGUCUUCCACGUUCAGAAUUCGAUUCGUAUGCCAAAGAGUUGCGGAGACGAUCCAUCCCUGAGUGGCUCAUAGAUGGUUUGAAACGUGGGAUCGGGGUUCACCAUUCCGGAUUGAAUCGCAAGUACCGCCAAGUGUGCGAGAUCUUAUUCAGAAAGGGUUAUCUCCGGGUCGUCAUAGCCACCGGCACAUUGGCUUUGGGAAUCAACAUGCCCUGUAAGACGGUUGUGUUCUCUGGCGACUCUGUCUUCUUGACAGCACUUGGAUUUCGUCAAGCAGCCGGUCGAGCCGGUCGUCGAGGUUUCGACUUCCUAGGAAAUGUCGUUUUUCAAGGUAUCGCCUAUCCCAAAGUCUGCCGGCUGCUCAGUUCCAAGCUCCCAGAUCUCAAUGGUCACUUCCCGAUCACAACCAGCUUGGUUUUGCGCUUGUUCAUCCUACUCAUCGAGUCUGGCCAGGCUCCGUUCGCCGUGAAGGCCAUCAACUCUGUUCUAUCGUGUCCCCGAAUCUACCUUGGCGGGCCGGAGGCAAAGCACACGGUUCUGCACCAUCUUCGAUUCUCGAUCGAAUACCUGCGACGGAACUAUCUUCUCGAUCAGUCAGGCUCUCCAUUGAAUUUUGCAGGAACCAUAUCCCAUCUCUACUAUACCGAGAACUCGAGCUUCGCAUUUCAUGCAUUGCUCAGCAAGGGCUACUUCCACCAACUCUGUGAAGACGUCUAUCGCAACCCUGAGGUCGUCACACGCACAUUGAUGCUUGUCAUGGCCCAUAUUUUUGGCCGACGCUACCUUCCUCGGAAAACGAUCGAGUUUCACAAAUCCGCUGACAAACAUUCGCCCUCAGUCGUCUUUCUUCCUCCCUUGCCAAAAGGAGCAGCCAAGGCCAUCCGAGCUCACAACAAAUCUACCUUGGAUAUCUACGCAGCAUACGUAACCACGUUUAUCAAACAACACAUCAAAAAAGCAGACUGCACCCUUCCGCUCACACGCCUCAAACAAGGCGGCGACAAAUCCCCAGCAGAGCUCUGUCCAGCUCUGCCUGUCCUCCCUCCAACCCUCGUGAACUCCCCCUUCGUCGCCCUGUCUGGCCACCGCGACACCUGGACCAGUAUCUCCCAGCUGUGCAAGAUGGUCCGCAGCGGCGUCUGGCUCGAGCAGUCUGUCGUGCCAUAUGUGGCCAUCGGCCCUGAGGAAGACCACGCGCCAUUAAAUGCGUACUUGUACGACUUCUUCAGACACGGAAAUGUUCAGGCCCUAGAGACUGGGAACAUGAUCCGCAAAGGUGAUAUCUGGUUUGUGCUGAACGACUUCUCGCUUGUAUUGGCGACUGUUGUGACGAGUCUUGAGAAUUUUCUAAAAUUCGCGCCGAAUACCGAUACAGAUAUGUUGGAUGUCCAGGGGAGUGGGGAUGCGUAUGAUGAGGAGCUUGAUAAGAGAGCUAUGGAGGCUGGGGAUUCCUCGUCUGAUGUCCUUUCCGAAAGUCACCAGAAGGCGAGUCAUCGCAAAAACCAAUCGGGCGGCGGCUCUGCCGUUACUGCUCCGGUCAAAGCUAAGAAAUCGAAAGUGUCUGAGAACUGGGACGAUGAACUGAGUGAUGAAGAGACUUCUGAGAACCCAGAGCUAGACAUCAGCUCCUCCCCAGGCAUCACUGGUCAAUCUAACGGUCGCACCACUGCUUCUAAUUCCGAAAUGUCCGGCACUCAACACGAGGUGCUUGAAGAGCAGCGAUUGUUAAAGGUUUUAACGGGAUUCAGAUUGCUCCAAUCUGAGUUCAAUGGGAAAUUCAAAGCCAUGUGGGCCUAGUAUCAGAGUCAUUUGUUCAAGGUCGAAUUCGUUUGGAUUUGACAUUGUUUGGACCCGAGCCACUUUUUGGUUCAUACCUCGAGAGGUUAUGUUUCUUUCUUAUUAUGUUCUGGAAUGAUCUCUGUUCAACACAAAUUUCAUUUGAAAGAUCUAUUCUGUUCUGUUCUGGCUGAGUAUCGUUAUCAAACUGAUUGCUCAUUUUUGUCCGUUUGGAGUCUGCUCUUUUUGAUUCCAACUAAAGAACAAAUAUCCAUCCACAGUCCUCGCGAGAUUUCUCGAAGGGCUCCGGCGCUUUCAACCUGUGUAGUUAUUUCAAUUAAAAAAUCC
Molecule: messenger RNA, 6087 nt
Organism: Aspergillus steynii IBT 23096
Lineage: Eukaryota; Fungi; Ascomycota; Eurotiomycetes; Eurotiales; Aspergillaceae
Product: putative DEAD/DEAH box helicase
Exons: 4
Coding region: 88-5760 (1890 amino acids)
Cellular component (GO): cytoplasm
Molecular function (GO): nucleic acid binding; ATP binding
Source: RefSeq, a predicted model, not a curated record